UUUGGGCGAUUAAAAGAGAUAACGGAGAUUUGUGUUGUUAAGUGGGGGUUCUGGAUUAUUAUUUUUAGUAAAUUAGUUUUUAAUUUUUCCUAUCGGCUUUGGGGCACGCUUCGCGUGAUGCUGGAAUGUUUGAAUUCCUGGAAGAAAUGUUUAGCUUUUCUCGAACUUUUUUUAAUGGGUUUUCAGUCGGGUCUUUGCUACACGAUGUCCUGUUUCACCGACCGCAGCGGCGACCGAAGCGAAGCAAACCGCGAGCCCAACUUGCCGCAGCCCAACUCACCGCAGCCCAACGGCACCGAAACGAAGCAAGAAAACUUCAAACUUAUGCUCAUCAUCAAUACAUAAAAAUCAAUUCGUUGUGA
Molecule: messenger RNA, 362 nt
Organism: Meloidogyne enterolobii
Lineage: Eukaryota; Metazoa; Nematoda; Chromadorea; Rhabditida; Meloidogynidae
Source: the annotation of a GenBank genome assembly